AUGCCGCUGUUUAAAAACUUCCGCAGCGGCGCAAAGGUCGUGGACCAAGCGGUCAAUCUGGACCCGCACACCUGGACAUUGCCAUCGUCAUACAAGCCCUCUCAAGCAGAUGGUAAACAAACCAUCAUUCCCGACCCAAGAGUCUUUUCCAACGUGUUUUCGAUUCCCUGCGAAAUGGAAGGACAAAGUAUUGAGACUCUAUUGGCCUACCCUGACGCAAGUCAUGCUGCUGUGCAUCUGGCUCUGCUUGAGUGUUUUCGCAACCUCAAGGCUAGCGCGGGCGCUCUUAGCAUUGAGGUCAUCCAACCACCUGCAUACGAUGACACCAAGAGCCCAGUGCCAGCAUCAGCAUCAGAGCCAACGCAGCUUCCCGCAUCCCAAAAAUGGGACCUCCUCAUAAAACUCGCAGUUACACGAUUUACAACUUGGUGGUCUGGCAUUGAGCUAUUGCUGAACCACGCCAACGCCUACUCGCAUCAUGGCGGCAGUCGUGCUGCUCUUCAGCUCACCAAGGACUAUCUCCCACCAUUGGACAUACUACUAGUAUGGUACGCACUUAUGCUGAACCCGAAGGCUUAUGAGGCUGCUUGCAACGCCCAGGGUGCCAAUGCUACGCGACUCAAAAACCUUUGCUUCCCUUGGCCCGCCAUCCGCGAUGUCAUCGAUAUGGAUAAGAUGCAGCUUGGACUUCCUCGCUCCGCCCAGAAGCUGUUCACUAAUAUCACGUCUCAACCAUGCGAUAUUCUUGAGUAUUUACAGAGUCCCCCGGCAUAUACCGACACCGGCAAAGUGCGUAUCGAAACAGAUUUAUUCAGCGAAGUCAAAAGGCAUGAAGACAUUAUCCAAGAGUCUAAUAAGCUCCUGUGGAUACGCUCACCUGCUUUACAAGGGUCACUCAUCCGAGCGGGCUUGGAGUACCUCGACUUUCACUUGAGGGAACCCAAUGCAGUGGAAGAGGACAUGGUUUGCCACCAGUCCUUCGGAGUUAGGCUCUUUUGGAGGACGCAUCGCUUGUUUCCACGACAGUACAAGGCUUUCCUGAAAGAAAUAGGAGGCAUCCAGUCAGAGCAAACUCAGGGACAGGACCUCAAACGAGAUGCGAAGAUUCUUUUCGAUAUGGAUGACCCAUCUCCCAUGCAAGAGCACUGCCAUUGCUGGACCUGCGAGCGCAUUCGCGACGAUCUCCCAGAAUUCGUCUACACAAAACCUUUACCGACGGCGUCCUCUUCAUCAAGUUUGACUCCUAUGCAGAAACAAAUCUCUUCAUUAUCUGCGGAAACUCUACUGCAAAUACAAGAUGACCUAGGCUUCUGUCUUGCAGUUGAGGAUGCUCGUAGAUCUGGACUGACUUUACCGACUCGGCCACCGACUGCUGCAGAGAAGGAGGCUGAUAAGGUUGCCAAACAGAAGCAGAAGGAACUUGGAUAUAGGCCGGGACUGAAUGAGUAUGUGGAAGUGUUGCCUGAUGGGAGACGCAAGAUCCGGACGCAUAAGUAUGCAAGUGGAAUGUGGGGUACAACUUGGGUUUGA
Molecule: messenger RNA, 1530 nt
Organism: Fusarium subglutinans
Lineage: Eukaryota; Fungi; Ascomycota; Sordariomycetes; Hypocreales; Nectriaceae
Exons: 1
Coding region: 1-1530 (509 amino acids)
Source: RefSeq, a predicted model, not a curated record